AUGACUCCCACUGUCUUCCUAGUCAUCCUGUGCUUGGGAGUGGCCUCGGCUGCUGAAUCCCCUAAUCCUACUCUGGACGCUGAAGAGCAAGAGCCGAAGAUAAAAAAUGAGAAGCUGGUUGAAGGAUUCAGAAGAGGGAUGUGGGAGGAGUUUAUGAAGAAGGUUGAACUCUACAAUAAGGAAAAUGGCCAGGAGGACAAGGAUGACUUCAACAUAGAAAUGAAUGCCUUUGAUCACUUGACUGAUGAUGAAUUCGUGAAAAUUAUUGAUAAAGUUUUAUACCCAAUGCUUGGAGAGAAGGAAAAAACUCAAACACAGCCAGUUGGUGAUGUCCCUGAAUUUGAGGAUUUGGCAGGGAGCAGUGCUGUGACUCCUGUACAGGAUCAGGUUGAGUUGCAGACAAGGCAGCCACAGACAGGUUGCUUGGUUCUACAAUGUGUUGUCAGCAGCACCUUCACAGUUCUUAGGCUCUCAUAUGAUCUCCAUACAGAUGCAGAAUCUGAGGUAGGACUGUGCGAUCUACCAUCUGUCCUCAAUGGGUUCAUCCUAUGA
Messenger RNA from Peromyscus maniculatus bairdii (prairie deer mouse), 552 nucleotides. NCBI's taxonomy places the organism in Eukaryota, Metazoa, Chordata, Mammalia, Rodentia, Cricetidae. The record is from RefSeq and is a predicted model, not a curated record.